Molecule: messenger RNA, 948 nt
Organism: Malaclemys terrapin pileata
Lineage: Eukaryota; Metazoa; Chordata; Testudines; Emydidae
Product: olfactory receptor 52E4-like
Exons: 1
Coding region: 1-948 (315 amino acids)
Biological process (GO): G protein-coupled receptor signaling pathway
Cellular component (GO): membrane
Molecular function (GO): olfactory receptor activity; G protein-coupled receptor activity
Source: RefSeq, a predicted model, not a curated record
AUGUCAGAUUCGAACACAACCGAAUUCACUAACCCCUCCACCUUCAUCCUCUUUGGCAUUCCUGGCCUAGCGGCAGCCCAUAUCUGGAUCUCCAUUCCUUUUUGUGCUAUGUAUGCCAUAGCCAUGUUGGGGAACUUCACUAUCCUGUUCGUCAUGAAGAGGGAGCCGAGACUCCAAGAGCCCAUGUUCUAUUUCCUCUGCAUGCUGGCCGUCACUGACUUGGUCAUCUCUACAUCCACUGUACCCAAAAUGCUGAGCAUCUUCUGGUUCAAUUCCAGGGAGAUCAGUUUCAAUGCCUGCCUCACCCAGAUGUACUUCAUUCACUGCUUCUCAGCGAUGGAAUCUGGAAUCCUCUUGGCCAUGGCUUUUGAUCGCUACGUGGCCAUCUGCCAUCCCCUGAGACAUUCCAUGACCUUGACAAACUCUGUUGUAACCAAGAUAGGCCUGGCCGUGGUGAUGCGCAGUGGCAUACUCACAUUACCCUAUCCCUUCGUGGCGAGGCAGUGGCCAUAUUGCAGAAGCAACAUCAUCCUUCACUCCUAUUGUCGGCAUUUAGCAGUGGUGAAUCUGGCCUGUGCUGACAUCCGCAUUAGUAGUUACUAUGGCCUGUUUAAUCUUUUCUCUGGGAUCGGAAUGGAUGUGUUUUUUAUUGCAGUGUCCUACACUCAGAUCCUCCGGGCCAUCUUCCGCCUUCCCACAAAGGAUGUCCAGCUCAAAACUUUUGGGACCUGCAUCUCUCAUCUUUGUGCCAUCUUAGCUUUGUACAUUCCAAUGUUCUUCUCCUCUAUCACGCAGCGGUUUAGUGAAAAUGUGCCAGUGCAUUUACGCGUUCUCAUUGCCAGUGUGUACCUGCUGGUGCCCCCCGUGCUACACCCCAUCAUUUAUGGGGUGAGGACCAAACAGAUCCGGGGCAGGCUGCUCCAGCUCUUUACACAUAAAGAGACCUAA